Messenger RNA from Asterias rubens (European starfish), 1106 nucleotides. RefSeq names its product retinol dehydrogenase 8-like. The transcript is spliced from 5 exons. Gene Ontology annotation, molecular function: oxidoreductase activity. NCBI's taxonomy places the organism in Eukaryota, Metazoa, Echinodermata, Asteroidea, Forcipulatida, Asteriidae. The record is from RefSeq and is a predicted model, not a curated record. The coding region runs from base 58 to 924 and encodes 288 amino acids.
GCGGAACGAAGCUUUGAAAGUCGUAGACCAACUUACAGUAAUUUUACAUCAAAAGAAAUGGCGCCCAGAACUGUAUUAAUAACUGGAUGCUCAUCUGGAAUUGGUUUAGCUACGGCGGUACUCUUAGCAAAGGAGUCGCAGCAUGAGUUUAAGGUGUACGCAACGAUGCGAAACCUGAAGUCCAAAGCCAACUUGGAGAAUGCUGCAGGGGACACUCUGAAUAAGACUCUAUAUAUCCGGGAACUUGACGUCACCAAAGAGACAACCAUCACGACAGUGGUUGACGAGAUUUUGCGAGACAAUGGGUCUAUGGACAUCCUUGUUAAUAAUGCUGGCUGCUACACUAUAGAUAUGAUUGACAGAAAGUCGUUGGACAUUUGCCAGUCUGUGAUGGAUGUCAACUACUGGGGAGUGGUUCGAACUGUAAGAGCUGUGCUGCCAGCGAUGAAGAAACAGAAGUCGGGUCGCAUUCUCAAUGUAACUAGCCUUGCUGGAUUCCAAGGUUUUCCUUUCUUUGCCACCUAUACAUCUUCAAAGUUUGCCGUUGAGGGCUUCUCCGAAUCCAUUGCUUCAGUAUUGCGUGACGCAUACAACAUCAGAGUUUCCAUCGUGGAGCCAGGACCAGUGGCGACACCGCUUGCAGUGAUACAGGCUAAUGACAAGCCAACUUUCGAUGGCUCCGAAGCCGACAUGGAGAAAGUUUUUUUCAUUCGCCGCAAGUACCUGAAGAGUAUGUCUCACGUCUUACAGACGUCUGAGGAAAUAGCACAGUUGCAUCGAGAGAUAAUACUUAGCGAAAAUCCGCAUAUGCGGUACCAGAGUAGUGAGUACGUGAAGGAAAUCGCCGCAGCCAAGUUCAAGGAUACAAGUACAGAUGAUGUCCUCAAUGAAUUGAAGCGGGGUAUAAUAGAUCCAAAGCAAUAAAAUAGGUCAGAUUCAGACUUUAUUUUUAUCUAAAAUAAUGCUUAGUACAUAAAGUGUUUUGCCACCGAAGGAAGAACAAGUUGGGCCUACUACGUACUAGGGGAAAACAAUUAAAGGCACCUGGAAAUAUAAUUUUUGUUUUGUAACAUUAGAGUAUAUAUUCCUGAACAAUAAAAUAAUUU